Messenger RNA from Seminavis robusta, 3606 nucleotides. The record is from the annotation of a GenBank genome assembly. NCBI's taxonomy places the organism in Eukaryota, Bacillariophyta, Bacillariophyceae, Naviculales, Naviculaceae.
UGUCGUGGAAAUCGAAGAAAAGCGAAUUCAUUCGAUUUUAAUUGAAUUGUUCGAAUAGAUCCAAACACGGAUCCAACAUCCAACCGGUUUUGAUGGCCACCCACCACCCACUGCAUUCCUCCUCUCAAAACUCUCAUCUUCUCCCACCAACCAGAACGCCAUUCUCAGCAACAGGCAGGUGUCGAAUAGCGUUCUACUAGUACAGUACCAGCAGAGGAUGGGAGUUUUCCUGCCUCUUUUUCAAGUGCUUAUUCUGUUGACAGCCAGAAGCAACAGCCACAGGAGUUCAAAGCCGCGUUCUGCCAGUACCAAGGGACCUCCGCCACAAAAAUCACCAUCAGGUUCUCCCAGGGGUCGUCAACGCUAUGCUCCUGGUUCCUCCAAGACUCCACAAAGAUCCAAUGCAAAAAGAUCCGAAAACAGCCAGCAUGACAACACCCAAGAUGUUCUCCCCGAGAUUCCACCGCUGACUAGCCCCGACGGUCCAUUUCCCACCUUAUUUACAUGCCGACACACCUACGAAGACACACUGAUGGAAGAAAUCAGCAGACAUGACCUCCCCUCUGUGCAUACGACGUCACCGUGUCCCGGAUUGGUCUACGUCGAGGGGUUAUUGGAUGAUGAUUCUUCUGCGGCAAUAUUGACCGAUCCAGUCUAUGCACUCCAAUCAUUGCCCAACUGCCGCAUUCUCGAGUGUCAAAAUUCCAUCAAGGGGCUGGCACGAGCCAUUGCUGAAACACCGGCCUUUUGUGACCUGCUGGCAGCGUCACCGAGAGGGUCCUUGGCGUCCAUUCACGCCAUUGUCCCUGGCAUGUGCAAGGGACAAAAAGAUCCCAUCUGGCAACGACGGUCUCAUUUGGUGGCCGAUGCCGUCCUGGAGAUUUGGAAGAAGCAAUUUCCAGCAGCUCGUAAACAACCAUCAUCAGAAGAAACGAAUCAGGAAACGAAGUUACCGGUGUUAUUGCUGCAAAUCCUCCUCUUGUCUCCGGAUGUGGCAGGGGCCUCCUUGGCAGCUUGUAAUAAUUCACAACAACCAUCCACUGGACAACAACGACAACAACACGGUUGGUGGCCCAAUCCCCACUAUCCCGUGGGCAUGGCCCUGGUGGAUAUCACUACACAAAAAAUGCCCAGCUCGGCCUAUCGCAAGCUAUUGGAAGCCUUGGCCUGUAUGGGAACGCAGCCAUCCUCGGGAGACACCGUGGUGGACUUGGGUGCUAGUCCCGGCGGUUGGACGGCUGCAUUGUUGCUCUUGACUGCGGCCGACAUUGUGGCGGUGGAUCGUUCUCCACUGGAUCCCAAACUCAUGAAGAACAAUCGCGUCACCUUUAUCCAAGGAGAUGCCUUUUGCUUCGAGCCGACAACAACAACAGCAACCUGGAUGGUAAGCGACAUUAUUGCCUAUCCAGAACGGAUUGUCGAGCUAGUGGAGCAAUGGUGUGGGUUGGUGCACAACAUGGUUGUCACCAUGAAAUUCCAAGGAACGGCACCUUCCUGGGAUGAGUUGGAUCGGGCAUUGCAAGUCGCAGAAUCGAAGGGCUACAUGGCACGGGCCAAACACUUUUUCAACAACAAGAAUGAAGUCACCCUCAUGCUUCAACAACAGCAACACAAAGUCGACAAACGUACUACACUGUCAAGUCCUGCUGCUGAUGCUAGUGCCGAUACUAGUACCGGUAGUGGGAUACCAUCCUUCUACAAGCCAGCGUUUGAACGAUAUUUAAAUACAGUAAAGGAUUGAAUCGAAUCAUAACCAACGAUACCAAUGACGGGCAAGGCGACCAGGGGCUACCGGUACGCUGGCUACCAGGUACAGGAACCAAGCGAAGCGCCGAAGGAAGGAGCUUUUGUAGUCAGCUUUCGAGCGAGAAGGCAGGACCACUCAUACGCUUGGAUACGUGGAGUGCCGGUGCGACCCGAAUCCACGUCUGAAUCGAAGCAUAGGUCUCAUGUCUGGCCUGUGUUUCAUGAGGUAUCAUUCUGAUUGAGCAGCCUCCAUCAUCAGAAAAAGGGCAAACGGCACCAUGGAAACAGAAACGCUCAAUCAGCAGCCUCCCGUUGCCUAUACGCCACCAACCUUGUUGGUCUGCGAGGAUUGCAAAUGCCUUCUCCCCGAAAGCUCGUUCUCACGGACACAACUCCGAAAGCAGUCCAAACCCGCUUGUAGCAUAUGUUGUUUUCGGCGCAAUCAACGAACCAUCGCAUCGGGGAAGGUCGGCAUGCCGAACCACUAUUACGGCCCUGGUAGACCCGAGAAGCGAGGCUGUUCCGCAUGCGGGUAUUGGUCUUGUGCGCACUGCUGGUGUUGGUGGAGCGGCAACCAUCGAAAGGGAGGCCGGCAACCGCGGGGAACCCGUCCACCUUCCACACCCAGAACGGGUUGUUCGUCAUGCAAGGAGAAUCUACCCAAGACAGCGUUUAGCCACUCUGCUUGGAACAAGCGAUGCCAUGGCGGAGCUCGGUGUCACAAGUGCACAGCCAAUUGCUUGCAAGUCAUCAAGGGAAGUGUGCAAGACGAAACAAAACGCAACCCUGGAAGGAAGCGUUUUCGAGAAACUAGGAAUGCUGGGCCAUGGAGGAAGACUUUACUGUGCAGACGACCAGAACGGCCGUGAGUUAGUUGAGAGAGUCAGAGUCAGUCAUCGGUGCGUCGGGUUGCUUUCCACGAGAAAAGUUUGAAAGGGCGCCCUCUGUGCUGACUGAAUGCGCCCCGGUGCAAGAUCUUUCGUUCGUACCGGUGGUACAGUACGAGUGCUUUCGGAGGUGAGGGCCUGCCCGGUUUAUUUGUAGCUUUUGAAGGUACCUCCGAAGGGCCUGAUGCCCAGACUCCGAAGUCCAGCGCGGCAAAGCAUCGCUAGCUGCAGUACCGCUGCCGAUAUAGUGUCGGAUGGGGAGAGUCGAAUCAUACCGCCAGUUGACUCAUCCCACUGGAAAUGAAGAUCGGGCUGGUGGUCCCAGCUGAAUCUGUGGGUUUGGUCCAGUGCGGGCUGGCACAAGAAUCAACGAGUAGAGUAGACAACGAUUUACUUCGCUUCUUUUGAGAAGCAGGAUGUUAAUGGACUACCGUGGCAGCUAGCUAGCUAGUAUUGGGUUGUUGGGUGCCCCUUUUCUUCGUCGUAGUUCCUCCGGUAUUGCCAGUGGUACAUCUAUUCGGCGCCAGACGCUCGGGUCCUCGCCUUUGAAGCAACUGUAGUAAACCGUAAUGGCUGGACAUCAACCGGUAUUCCAUUUUCCGGGUCCUACCAUCGCUCACUGACCGGUUCACACUCCCGAGCAACAUGGACAAGUUAGCUUGUAUGGGUUCUGCCAGUAGAGACGAGGCCUGUCACCAGUUGCUCAAUCGUUGUCGCGUUGUAAGCAACGAUAGCAACCAUUGAUUCUGCACAGAGGCAACCGAAACGAGCUGAAGACAAACAACGGUAAACAACGACGACGAUGCGAGGUACUCGUAGACAUCCUGUUGGCCAACAUCAUUUGCAAAACCCUUUCCUUCCUGCGGUUCCUGCCACUGUAGAUUGCAUGCAGCCUCAAAUGAUGAACGUUUUGAUCUGGACAGCUCCUGAACUGCACUCUGGGAACAUUAUUGAUUAUCGUAUUGAUGUUGUU